Pectinophora gossypiella (pink bollworm) is the source of this 1780-nucleotide messenger RNA. RefSeq names its product cytochrome P450 CYP12A2-like. Lineage: Eukaryota; Metazoa; Arthropoda; Insecta; Lepidoptera; Gelechiidae. Bases 148 to 1689 code for a protein of 513 amino acids. The transcript has 9 exons. The record is from RefSeq and is a predicted model, not a curated record. Gene Ontology annotation, molecular function: heme binding; monooxygenase activity; oxidoreductase activity, acting on paired donors, with incorporation or reduction of molecular oxygen.
GCCGAAACAAGGUCAAACAAAUUGUUCAAUCUAUUUAUGAGAACGAUCGUAUGCAGUAACCCCGAAACCGCGUGAAUUGCGAGACGUGUGUUUAUUUAUUUUAUUAAUUUAUUUUUUAUAAUUGACUUGUGAUUAAAGGAAUAAAUAAUGAAGGCCAACGUUGUAACAAGUCGUUACGUAUUACCAGCUGUCCUACAAAAUGUUUACCAACGCCCAUCUCUUCGGUUGUAUACGUCGCCAGCAACGCAGGCUUCAUCAUCUUCGGUGCAAGCUAAACCGUUGUCAGAAAUACCUGGUCUCUCUUCGUUGCCCAUUAUCGGACCAUUACAUCAUUUUCUACCAGUCGUAGGUAAAAUAGGUCCACCAGAUAAUUUUGUUUCAUUGCUGGGUAAGUUCCACGAAGAAUUCGGGCCCAUAAUGAAGUUGGACGGCAUCUUCAGACGAUCCUGCAUGGUUAUAAUCUUUGAACCGGACUAUUAUCACCAGGUUUACAGAGCUGAAGACCCUAACCCUUUACGUCCGGGAUUUGAAUCGAUGGUAAAUUAUAAGACAAAAGACAACAUGACCGUAGCUGACGGGGUUUUUGGAUUGACUAUUUUACAGGGAGCGCAAUGGCGACAAUUCAGAACUAAAGUUAAUCCAGCCUUACUGAAGCCUAAGUUGGUAAAACUAUACGCACCAGCUCUCGAAGGAAUUGCUAAAGAUAUGGUUGAAAGAUUAACGAAGUUAUCGUAUGACUAUUUGGAAAACAACUUCGAUGUAGAAAUGACUAAGUUUUCUCUGGAGUCCAUCGGUCUUGUUGGCUUGGGUUCACGGCUAGGAGCGUUAGGAGAUGAUAUGACUGAUGACCAUCCGGCUAGGAAACUCAUGAAAUGUGCGAAGGAUAUACUUCAACUGUCAUUCAAGUUGGAAGUUGGUUUAAGUCCCUGGCGGUACAUCUCGACGCCGACCUACAGGAAACUUAUGCGGACCGUUGAUACGCAAUGGGAAGUGAGUAAAGUAUUCAUUGGAGAAGCAAGAAAACAAAUCACUGAAAGGGGCCAUGAUAUCCCGGAAGAAGAAAAGAGUAUUAUUGAGAAAUUGUUGGCUAUCGACGAGAAAGUAGCAAUAUCCAUGGCUAACGAAAUGUUGCUCGCUGGAAUUGAUACGGUAGCGUUUGCAACGACGAAUUUAUUAUACCGUUUAGGUACGAACCCUAAAGCGCAAGACAAGCUUCGUGAAGAAAUCCUAUCAGGCGAUAAUAACAGAAGAUAUCUCAGGGCAUGUCUUAAAGAGGCUCUACGGCUGAAUCCUGUUGUAUCGGCGAACUUGCGGCACACAGCAAAAGACCAUUAUGUUGCUGGUUAUCAUAUUCCUAAAGGGGUUGACGUCGUAGCUCCGAACGAAUAUCUAUCGAAGCUCGAAAAAUACUACCCUCAGCCAACAGAAUUUAUACCCGAGAGGUGGCUGGUUGAAAAGACACAUCCACUGUACUAUGGUAAUGCCCAUCCAAUGGUCACAUUGCCUUUCGGCUUUGGAGUGAGGAGUUGUAUUGGAAGGAGAAUUGCCGAGUUGGAAAUUGAGCUUUUGGUUGCUACAUUAGUGAAAGACUACUUAAUUAGAUGGGAAGGUCCCCCAUUGAAAAUUGUAACUAGAAUUAUGAAUAAGAUGGAAAAGCCAUACAACUUCAGAUUUGACCGUAUAAAUUGAUCUUUAUUUGUUUGUACAGAACAUUUAAAUCAAUGAAGCAUUUCACUUACACUUAUGAAAAAUGGAAAUAUAUACUUAUUGUUAUAAAGGU